Messenger RNA from Cotesia glomerata, 1144 nucleotides. RefSeq lists its product as uncharacterized. The record is from RefSeq and is a predicted model, not a curated record. The transcript has 2 exons. The coding region runs from base 186 to 1043 and encodes 285 amino acids. Lineage: Eukaryota; Metazoa; Arthropoda; Insecta; Hymenoptera; Braconidae.
AUAAAAGCAAUAUUUUUGGGUGAAUUUUAUUAGAAUUAAAUAAUUUCAGGUUAAAUUCAAUUGAGGUAUAUUGAAGUGGUUAAAAUUCAUAGCACAAGUACAAGGAAAUUGAUAAGAAAGGAAAAUAGAAGGGGAAGCGCUACAUAAAUUCAUACACAAGUUUAGAGUGUUUGAAACAGUCAACCAUGUUGAAGUUAAAAGUAUUUGUCGUAUUUCUUCUUGCGGUAAUCAUUGAAGCUGGACCAGCUGUUUAUAACCAACCGGUGUUGUUGUCUUCUUUAGAUCCACAAUGGCACUUGAUUCCGGUAGAACAUAAAGCGUCCGGUGUCCAUAUUUACGAUGAUGAACCAAAUCGCUACGGCGAAGAGCAAGAAGCCGCGGAAAAAGAGUCGCUUUACGAUCAAAUAUACGGGUGGACUUUGAAGCCCAUUCUGGACUGGACGGAUUGGAUGUUAAGCCCAGUAAUGUCUAUGUACGAAAAAACAAUGAAUUUAAUGGGAUUUAGGAAGAAAUCGAAAAAAAUGGACGACGAUGGUGACGCAGCACCCAGAUCUCGCCGCAAACGUGGAGUUGUUGGGUCAGUUGCUAAUACGGCUGUAAAUACUGUUCAUUUACCAUUAUCAUUUAUUUAUGACAUUGCAUUAGCGCCAUUUCGAUUAAUAAGACGUAUAUUUAGUUUUAUAACGGCACCAUUUCGUGUCGUUUAUAAUAAAAUAGGAAGUUUAAUACUACCAUCAUCAUUUCGAAACAAUUCACAAAGUCCGAAUGAUGUAUUGGCAUUAUUAUCAAAUACAGGGUCAACAACAACUGACAACCAAGAACUGUGGAAUCAUAUGAUGAAAAAUAUGGGCAAAGUCGCUAAACGUAAUGCUGUUAAAAUGGUUAAUAUGGGAUGGGAUUAUACUAAAGCGGACAUUCUGCCGUCUCUUGAUUCAUUAAUUGAAAAAUACGGUGAAUCUGAUUUCUUGCCAGCAGACUUUAGAAAAAUGCUUAAAAAUUUCCGUAGAAUUUAUCAAAUUACACAUAUGUUAAAUAUUAUAUAAAAUUGUUUUUUAAAUUUUUUCUUGUUGUAAUGCAUAUCCGAAUUAUAUAUUUAUUUGUUCCCAUCUGUUAAUAAAAAAAUUCAAAUAUUGCUAUUUAACCU